Molecule: messenger RNA, 1134 nt
Organism: Histoplasma mississippiense
Lineage: Eukaryota; Fungi; Ascomycota; Eurotiomycetes; Onygenales; Ajellomycetaceae
Exons: 2
Coding region: 1-1134 (377 amino acids)
Biological process (GO): inositol phosphate biosynthetic process
Cellular component (GO): nucleus
Molecular function (GO): ATP binding; inositol-1,3,4,5,6-pentakisphosphate 2-kinase activity
Source: RefSeq, a predicted model, not a curated record
AUGCAACGAAACCUUGGAAUGAAAAAGCAAGGCGCAAAGCCGUGGCGCGGCAACUUAAUAGGAGCUGUCCCCCUAAAAUCAGAGAGCACCACGUCCCAAACAACAUCUAUAACAUCACAUACUUUCCGGGAACUCUUUCCUCGCGCUCGACCGUUCUAUCUAGCCGAAGGCGGUGCGAAUAUAGUCUACAAGUUUACGACACAAAAUGAGCAUGCUCCCUCAAUUACGACAAAUGGGGGUGGUCAACAGCGCGAUAACAGGAAAUUGCUGCGGUUGCGGAAGCAAAUCAAGUCUGCGACUUCUUACGCAGACACUGUGAAUAACUUUGAUAGCUACAUAAAACCUAUGUUUGACAACCACGAAUUGGUUGACCAGGAACUUGUCAGACUACCAAAAGGAUUCAUAGCAUACUGCAAUAAACAGCUUCGUGUGGAUGAAGCUCGCAAUUUGCGCCCGAAAGAACGCUAUGGUGUUUAUUUAUCCACCAAGGAGCCCUUCGGUUUAAUGAUCACUGACAUGACCCCAGUCACAGGGUCAGGAGGAUGCUUGUGGGAAUUCAAACCAAAGUGGCUGCUUCAGUCGCCAUCAGCGCCGCCCGAUGCAAAGAGAUGCAGGACUUGUGCGUUACGAGAGAUGAAAAACUUCAACGCACGAAACGCUGGCAAUUCUGAAAAGCAAUCAUUCUGCCCGCUUGAUUUGGUUUCGGAUAACUUUGAAGAUGUAUUACGUGCGACACGGUUUAUCCGUGGAGGUCACGGGAGAAAGCGUGUCGCCGCGUUCUUGCAUCGAAAUAGCACCCUGCUUAGACUGCAAGAGUGUCAGCGCCAAAUGAAUGCAGUAGGCCUUCCUGGUUUACAAGCAAAUUUUCGGGAGCGUGCUAUUUCCAUGACGCUGAGGGAUUGCACCAUGUUUGUUAAGGUUCCACUCGACGAACUUCAACCACUCGAAGCGCGCUUGGGAGAUCUUGAUUUCAAGAGUGGAAUCGGCGGGAAACUGCAGUAUUGGCGAGAGACGGAAAGUCGACUCAUUGAAGACGGGUGGUAUAGCGCCACUCAUCCGGACCAAAAAUCUAGCGAAUGCUCGUUACAGGGUUCGCGAGCUGACUUCCCUACGUUUGCGGAGAGGGAAACAUAA